Acytostelium subglobosum LB1 is the source of this 615-nucleotide messenger RNA. RefSeq lists its product as hypothetical. Lineage: Eukaryota; Evosea; Eumycetozoa; Acytosteliales; Acytosteliaceae. Bases 1 to 615 code for a protein of 204 amino acids. The transcript has a single exon. The record is from RefSeq and is a predicted model, not a curated record.
AUGACACAGAGAAUUACCAACUGUUUACUUUUGUUGGCAUCAGUGUUGACAUGGAGGAACUAUAUCAUCAGCUACAAUGAGAAGUUCAGAGAAUACCUCACCUAUGUGCCACCAUCAUCCCUGCUCGACUACUUGCUAGACAGUGACUCACUUCCAGAGCGAGCAACAUUCAGUGAUGUGCUUGGACUCUGUCUACAAUACCUAGAACGUGUGAUAGCCAUUGGCCUGGCAUUCUAUUGUCUACUCUUCUGUUAUCGCUUGAGCAUCAAGAUCUCCAACUCUCUGACAAUCGGUUGGCCUGUCAACGCUUCCAACAAAAGAAUGCUAGCACCACUUCUGACACACCGAAUCAACAUAUCUUAUCAGAGGAGGCAACUGCGAGUCGCUCAUCUGCUCAUUGCUGGAUGUCAACUGAUCUACUGUCUCACCGUCCUACAUACUGAUGGUGGUAUCUUCUGUGGCAUACCACCUCAUCAUCCAAUGUUCAUCUAUCACUGUUACCAAGGAUCAGAGUACUUCUUCCUCAAUACAUUCCCCUUCCAACUGCUCGUUCUCAACGAGCUAUUCCUCUACUCCAACCGCCGAGACAACAACAGUCAUAUACAUACUGAUUAA